AUGGACAGCCUAUUGUCCGCUCGUGGUGGCCUGAAUGUCACCCAGGUGCUUGGCAGGAUUCCGCCCCAUGUGCUGAACCCAGCCUUGCAUCGCGAUGAGAUUAAUUUGUCCAUGGCAGAGAACCAGGUGAUUCGCCAAGAAAUCCUGCAGUUGGCGAAGUCAGCCAUUGAAACAAGUCUGCAUGACGAGACUUCUGCUGACCGUCUUCAGCACCUAGAUUGGCCCAAGGGCUUCUUUGGCGAUGCAACGCUGCUUGACCUCCUUGCGAGUACAGUCAACACUCACUUCCGCCCCCAUUCCCAGGUAGCAUCAGAUAAUAUCGCGGUUACCGCCGGGGCGGCGGCUGGUCUGGAUGCUAUUUUGUACAAUAUUUGCAAUCCGGGUGACGGGGUGCUCGUCCCAUGCCCGUACUGGAAUGGAUACGAUGCACUGUUCGCUUUGCACUCCGAGGUCCGCCCUGUUGGUGUUGUCGUGCCUUCUCUCGAGGACUCCUUGGGGCCAGCUCUCCUCUCGGCAUUGGACGAGUCAUACGAGAAUGCCCCUUGUCCGAUCAAGGCACUCGUAAUUGCUAAUCCACACAACCCUCUCGGUCGACCAUACUCCCGAUCAAUUCUCGAGCAAUGCAUGGCGUUCUGCCAACGGCGGAACAUCCACCUGGUUUCAGAUGAGGUGUUUGCCCUCAGUAGCUUCCCUAGCCCGGACUUCACGAACCCAGAGCCCUUUGUCUCUUGUCUAAGCAUCGAUCCCUCUCGUGUUGGAUGUGAUCCACAACGCAUCCACGUCGUCUGGAGUAUGAGCAAGGACCUUUCCGCCAGUGGCGUCCGACUGGGCUGCGUCGUAACCCGUAACCGGCCCCUCAGGGACGUUGUAGGGCUUGUGGCAUCCGUACAUGUAUCGGUGUUGUCGACCGUCUUUGCGAAGGAAGUGCUCGCCUCACCACAGCUGCCGGAAUUGUUGACACUCAGUGCUACCAGACUGGCAGAGACAUACACCACGCUAACCACCGCAUUCAACGCCACUGGAAUUGAGUAUUUCCCGAGCUAUGCCACGGUGUUCGUUCUUGCUCGGCUGGCCCCCCACGCAACAACCUGGGACGAGGAGAUGCUCGCCCUCCGCGCGUACAUGCAGGCAGGCAACCACAAAAUGCCCACCCAGAUAGCCAAGUCCGCAUGGAAAGUGAUUCCUAUGUUCCAAUCCACUUCGAUUUCCCGCACGGUCCAAUUCUACACUGAGAUUCUCGGCUUCGAGCUUGGCAGUGUCAAACCCGAAGAUGACACGUCCGAAUUGACCUUUUGUUCGAUUUUCAUGGGUAAAAAAGCCGACGCCAACUUCUACUUCUCGAAAGCCUCUGUUGAAGAAUUCAAAGCGUCCGAAGCCAUGAUUGCGCUAGGGACCCAGGAAUUGGACGAGUAUUACCGAUACUUGAAAGGUCGCGAAGAGGUGGUAAUCGCGGAGGACAUUGAAGACAUGCCCUGGGGCUUUCGCCAGUUUACCAUCAGGGAUCAUGAUGGGAAUCGAUUGACGUUCUUCAAGUUCUUGGAAGGGGGGAAUCCGGGUGAAGAGUGA
Molecule: messenger RNA, 1566 nt
Organism: Aspergillus bombycis
Lineage: Eukaryota; Fungi; Ascomycota; Eurotiomycetes; Eurotiales; Aspergillaceae
Product: aminotransferase GliI-like protein
Exons: 5
Coding region: 1-1566 (521 amino acids)
Biological process (GO): biosynthetic process; amino acid metabolic process
Molecular function (GO): pyridoxal phosphate binding; transaminase activity
Source: RefSeq, a predicted model, not a curated record